Molecule: messenger RNA, 573 nt
Organism: Echinostoma caproni
Lineage: Eukaryota; Metazoa; Platyhelminthes; Trematoda; Plagiorchiida; Echinostomatidae
Source: the annotation of a GenBank genome assembly
AUGACCCCAGUUCAGUACCGGGGUGUCACCAGGGAUCCAAGCUUAGAUCAAUGGUACGCCAUACUUGGUGAUCUGCUUUUGGACUGGCCCGAUUGUGGAGAACAGUUGGUAAAUUUGACACACGUGGAAAUCCAUCCGCAGUAUAACCGGUUAACCCGAUACGACUACGACGUGGCCCUUGUCAGACUGGCCGCGGAAGCACGGAUCGGAUCUGCCGUACGACCGAUAUCGCAAGCGGUUUCAAACGAACUACGUCAUUUGAGAGUACCACUGUUGAACGUGACCGUGUGCAACGCCACCGAGGCUUACCGGAAUCGACUAACCUCAUCCAUGUUGUGUGCUGGUUAUCUGUCAGGCGUGCGUGAUUCGUGCAAAGGCGACAGCGGUGGGCCGUUAAUGUGUCAAGCCGGCUCGACAGGGAUCUGGCACCAGAUCGGUAUCGUGUCCUUUGGCAAGCAGUGUGCAAUGUAUGAUCUCCAACAAUUAUUACCUGGUAUCGGUCUGAUGGUAGCAAUCUUUAUCGUAACCAGUGAUGCAAAGGCCGAAAUGGUGGGCACUAUCCGAUCUCCAUAG